AUGGGCGUUUUCAAUUGGAGAACUGUCUACAUCAUCAGCAUAGCAGCGAAAGUGUUUGUUUGCCUGCAAUGUUCGUACAUCCAUCCAGAUGAGCACUUCCAAAGUUUUCAGCCCAUAGCGAAGCUUGUAUACGGAAGCAGCGUUGCGAAUCCGUGGGAGUUUGAGCCUGAAUCAUCUGCUAGAUCGUUUGCUCCAUUGCUGAUUUUCUACUAUCCAAUUAUUCAAUUGGUGAAAUACUUCCAGUUACCACUCAUAACAGCAUACUACUUUGUGCGAUUGGAGUUCACUCUUAUAACGUGGAUGGUCACCGAUUGGACGUUGUGGCGAAUUAUGCCCACCAAACCAGAGAGAGUGAAAAGUCUUCUGUUCACUUCCACAAGUUUUGUGACGUUGGUGUAUCAAUCGCAUGCGUUUUCGAAUUCGGUGGAGACAUGGUUGGUUCUGGGUGCGGUUUACAUCAUGGGUCGUUUUAGGGAAGAGUGUGAAAUCGCCAAAAACUCCAGGAUUUCAAAUCUCGCUCAAUAUUGUCUUGCCUACGGAUGUAUAGUAAGCGCCGGAAUCUUUAACAGAGUCACAUUUGUAGGCUGGUUGGUUUUUCCCGGGAUCUUCGUGUUGAAAUUCUUCCAAAAGUCACCCAUUUCAUUGGUCUACACGGCUGCUGGGUUCCUAACUACAAGUUUGGCAUGUGUGGUUCUGGAUACCUGGAUGUUUACAGGGACCAUUGAUUGGUCUAACUUGGUGGUUACUCCACUGAACAAUCUUCUGUACAACUUGGACUCUGAGAAUCUGUCUCAGCAUGGAAUCCACUCGAGACUGACACAUUUGUUGGUCAACGUUCCGUUGAUGCUUGGGCCGGCUCUAGUCUUUUUAAUUGGUUCAAAGUACUACAAAACGGUGCCUUUUAUGAGCGCUAUUUCUGGUAUUUUGACACUGAGUCUUGUUCCUCACCAGGAGUUUAGAUUUAUCAUUCCUGCCAUGCCGUUGUUGGCGUGUUGUAUGGAUUUGUCUUCGGAGAAGAAGAAGGUUACGAAGUAUGCUUUGAGACUUUUCAUUGUGUACAAUGUCGUUAUGACUGCUUUUUUUGGCUCUUUGCAUCAGGGUGGAAUAGUGACAGUCAUGGAGCAGCUUACGAAGCCUGACAAUGCACUAACAGGAUCUUCAGAUUUGCAGAUCUGGUGGAGAACUUACAGUCCACCAGUGUGGUUGUAUGGACAUCAGAAUUUGCAAGUGCUCAACAGAAUUGAUCAUAACCUCAAAGAUCUGAAUAUUUUGUCCGAAUCUGACUCGAACGGGCUGACCAUAGUGGAUGCUAUGGGUAGCUCUUUUGAUGUGAUUGUCAACCUCUUGGGUCAGCGGCCGGGGAUACUGAUCUCACCCAUCGCAAGUGCUGAGAAUGAGCUCUCGGACGCCUUGAAAGAUAGAAACCUUGUCUUGAAGAGAAAAUGGAAGACUUGGUUGCAUCUGGAUAUGGACCAUUUCGAUACAACGUAUGGCUGGAAGACAUUCACACCAGGAUUGGCAGUCUACGAGGUGGUGGAAAGCUCAUGA
Messenger RNA from Kuraishia capsulata CBS 1993, 1548 nucleotides. RefSeq lists its product as uncharacterized. Gene Ontology annotation, cellular component: endoplasmic reticulum membrane. Gene Ontology annotation, biological process: GPI anchor biosynthetic process. Gene Ontology annotation, molecular function: alpha-1,2-mannosyltransferase activity. The transcript has a single exon. The record is from RefSeq and is a predicted model, not a curated record. Lineage: Eukaryota; Fungi; Ascomycota; Pichiomycetes; Pichiales; Pichiaceae. Bases 1 to 1548 code for a protein of 515 amino acids.